AUGUCCCCCGAACACGUGGUGAGCCGCUUCCGGGUUCGUCCAGCUGAGCCGCGGGACUGCCCCGAAAUCCUGCGUCUCAUUAAAGAACUAGCUGCGUACGAAAACAUGCCCAAUGCAGUAAAAAUAACAGAAACAGAUUUACUUCACGAUGGAUUUGGAGCACAUCCUUUCUUCCACUGUUUAGUUGCAGAGGUAUCAAAGCAAGAGGAUAUGCAAGAUGCUGAUGUGGUAGGAUUUGCUAUGUAUUACUAUACCUAUGACCCUUGGAUUGGCAGGUUAUUGUACUUAGAAGACUUCUACGUCAUGGAUGAAUUUAGAGGUUGGGGCAUUGGGACAGAACUCUUGAAACGAUUAAGCCAGAUAGCCAUCGAAACCCGGUGUAAUUGCAUGCAUUUCCUUGUUGUCGUUUGGAACAAACCAUCCAUAGAGUACUAUAUGAGGCGUGGGGCUUCUGACCUUUCCACUGAAGAAGGCUGGCAUCUUUUCCGAUUUGACAAAGAAAACCUUAUCAGAAUGGCUUCCGGAGAAUAAGGAGGACGGCUGCCGUUGUACUCCUCCCAAUUGCGGAGUGCUGCAAAGACCAUCCGGUUCGCAAAACUUCCCUCGCAAUAAAGCUUCCUGCUACACCGUGUCUGUGAAGCAGGAUUAGCAUGAACAACAACAGAAAUUAAAAGCGU
Anolis sagrei ordinatus is the source of this 677-nucleotide messenger RNA. RefSeq names its product spermidine/spermine N1-acetyl transferase like 1 (gene SATL1). Gene Ontology annotation, molecular function: spermidine binding; diamine N-acetyltransferase activity. The record is from RefSeq and is a predicted model, not a curated record. NCBI's taxonomy places the organism in Eukaryota, Metazoa, Chordata, Lepidosauria, Squamata, Anolidae.